Bolinopsis microptera is the source of this 2596-nucleotide messenger RNA. RefSeq lists its product as uncharacterized. Gene Ontology annotation, molecular function: mRNA binding; zinc ion binding. The coding region runs from base 357 to 2318 and encodes 653 amino acids. The record is from RefSeq and is a predicted model, not a curated record. Gene Ontology annotation, cellular component: nucleus. Gene Ontology annotation, biological process: regulation of mRNA splicing, via spliceosome. NCBI's taxonomy places the organism in Eukaryota, Metazoa, Ctenophora, Tentaculata, Lobata, Bolinopsidae. The transcript is spliced from 13 exons.
AAUACAUUUGUAGCAGUCAUGCCUAGUGGACGGCAGGCAACAGGUGCUAAUACCACCCCCCUUGGAUCCCUUAAUCCAGCCUUCAUGGGCCAGGGACCGAGACCAUCUGAAGCCGGUAAUUGAAACUUAAAAGUUCAAAAUUCACCAGUCUACGUGUGUGGAACUCUCCUGAUAGAAAUUGCUUUGUUGAAACGCAAUAACGGGACUUUUUGAUCCCUUAAAGAGCUCUUCAACUCACUAAAGUGUCAAAGUUGUCAUUUUACCAGUAUUGUACAUUGAUUUUCCUAAAUAUUGACCAUAUAACUGUCUUUUAAAUGUUUCACAUUGAUUCUCAAUGAAGUCAAUACUCAGGGUCGAUGCUGCUGCCCCAUCUCGCAAACAUGUCUCCACAACCCCAACAGGCUCAGCCCCCAGCACAGUGGCCACCUCAAGCUGCCCAGAAACAGAGCUCUGGCAACUCACCUCCAAAAGACCCAGGUUCUUGGGAGCCUUCAAGAAUGCGCAACAAGAGCAGAUCUCGAUCACGUGGCAGACGGGAGAAGAGUAGGGAGCGCAGUGGUAGGAGGAGCCGUAGUCGUGAUAGAAGCAGACGGGGUCGGCGCAGCAGAUCCCGGUCCAGGUCACGGAGAUCACGUGACCGCAAGAAGGGCAGAAGGAGCAACGAGAAGAGCAGGGACAGGAGCCGUAACAGAAGUAAUUCAAAGGAGGGAGAAUCCGUAGCCUUGGGAGCUGACGACAAACCAAAACGAAAGAGAAGGUCAAGAUGGGGCGCUCAAGAUGAUUUGGAGUUUAUACCUGGAAUGCCAGUGACGCUACCACCAAAUCUUACAGACGAACAACAACGACUAUACCUCAUUCACGUUAAGAUAGAAGAAAUUAACAAGAAACUGAAGAGCGGAGAUUUUUCUAGCGAGAUUACAAGAUCGCCGUCUCCAGAGCCAAUCUACAAUAGUGAGGGUAAGCGCUUGAACACACGCGAGUUUCGCAUACGUAAGAAACUCGAAGACGAGCGUCAAGCGCUGAUCCAGGAAGCGAUGAGGCUCAAUCCCAACUUCAAGCCUGCUGGCGGAGAUGUGCCACAAGUACGACACCAGGAAAAAGUGAUGAUUCCAGUCAUGGCCAAUCCGAAUGUGAACUUCAUGGGCCUGCUGAUCGGGCCCCGGGGAAACUCCCUCAAGAAACUAGAGGAAGAAACCGGAACUAAAAUCAUGAUUCGAGGUAAAGGAUCAGUGAAGGAGGGUAAGGGAAGGAAGGAUGGUCUCCCUAUGCCCGGUGAGGAUGAGGAUCUCCACGCUCUUAUAUCAGCGCCGACUGAGGAGGGACUUCACAAUGCUAUCAAGAGGAUAACCUCCAUUAUAAACGAUGCGAUACAGUCACCCGACAAUACUAACGAAUUGAAGAAACUACAAAUGCGAGAGUUGGCACUUCUCAACGGAACCCUGAGGGAUGAAGAUAUGUUGAAGUGCAGGAACUGUGGUGCGCUGGAUCACAGGGACUGGGAAUGUCAGGGAGAUAGGAAUGUGACCCAGAUGGUCACGUGUCAGAGAUGUGGUGGAGGUGGUCAUCUUGCUUCUGAUUGUCAAGUCGACCUCUCCGACACUGAUAACUUUAUACCAGACAAAGCUAAGAUGGACAGUGAAUACAUGUCCCUGAUGGCAGAGUUGGGAGUCGCAGAAGAGGGAGCUGGACUCUCCUCAGCUAACGCUCCUCCUCCUGCUCCUUCAGGCGGAGGACAUGAUGGCCCCCAGUCGUUUGCACCGCGCCAAGCUAACGUGCAGGGAGGAGGGCCCAGGCCCCGGUACGCAGGAUUGGGUUCUGAAGGAAGAGGAGGGUUUAACAACAGGGGUGGUCCCCCCAGAGGGGGCGGUCCCCCUGGUAGGGGAGGCGGUUACCAGGGUAACAGACCUCCCUGGCAGAACAAUAACUCAAGUGGACCACCUAAUAAUAGCAGAGGAGGAUACCGCGGUGGGCCCAGUGGAGGAGGCUACAACUCCCGGGGAGGUUUCCAGCCGAGAGGAGGACCACCUCGCAACCCUGCACCCUGGCAACAGCCCAACAACUUCGGUAACAACUUUGGGCCACGUGGUGGUUACCCUGGAUUCCCACCCCCACCAGCAGUUAACAUUCCCUCUACCAAACCCCCUCCCCCUCCAGAAGAGCCCCCAGAGCCAGCUCCAUGGGAACAGAACGCAGGAGGCGCUGGAAGCUGGGGUAUGAUGCCUCCUGUCAUGCCGCCAUGGAUGGCAGGUUCGAUGCCCGGAGUGCAAAUACCGCCGGUACCACCCGCCCCUCCAUCUCAGCCUCCCCCUCCUCAGUAACAUGGCGUCUCAUCUUCUUAUACACAACUUAUUGUUUUAUUUAUUCAGCCGAGAUCAUGUUAAUAAUUUUAUAAGCUUAUAUUCGACUUCACUCUGCACUGAAGUCUUAGAUUUUGAAAUCCAUUUACUUUCGUAUACAGUCAAGAUAGGACCAAGGCAAUUUUUUGCAACUUGAAGGUCUAGAGUUUUAAUCGAUGUGUGGCUGCGUUGAUCCCGAUUUUGUAUAUCUUUGCUGACUUGUAAUUGAUGGAUAAUCAGUUAUUUACCUUUUAAACGUU